AUGACCAAGGUCCUUCUUACUGCCCACAUCCUAGACCAGCUCCUGAGCAAAGGUCACACGGUCAUCACGACUGUCCGUUCUGAGCAGAAGGCGAAGCCCAUACGUGACGCCUACAAAGACAAGGGCAGCCAGCUGGAAGUCGUCGUAGUCGGCGACAUUGCAAAGGACGGUGCGUUUGACGAAGUAGUCAAGAAGCCGGGUAUCGAGGUGGUUUUGCACACGGCCAGUCCGUUCCACUUCAAAUGGACCGACGCCCAAAAGGAGCUCAUUGACCCGGCCGUGAUCGGCACAACCGGCAUCCUCAAAGCCGUCAAGAGAUCCGCGCCGACGGUCAAGCGCGUCGUCGUCACGUCGUCGUUUGCCGCUGUCCUAGACGAGAAGCACCUCUCGGACGGCUCCCACACCUUCACCGAAGAGUCCUGGAACCCGGUCGGGACGCAAGACCUCGACGCCUCCUCGCCCGCCACGGCGUACCGCCUCUCCAAGACGCUGGCCGAGAAGGCGGCGUGGGACUUUGUGGCCCGCGAGAAGCCCGGCUUCGACCUGGCCACCAUCUGCCCGCCGGUCGUCUUCGGCCCCGUCGCGCACCACCUCGCCUCCCUCGAGGGCAUCAACACGUCCAACGAGCGCGCCGCGGCCCUCGUCACCGGCGCCUGGAACCGCGGGAUCCCCGCGACGGGCCCCGUCACCGUCUGGGUCGACGUGCGCGACGCGGCGCUGGCGCACGUCCGCGCCAUGGAGAGGCCCGACGCCGGCGGGAGGCGCCACCUCACCAUCGGGGGCAGGUUCACGAACCGCGCCAUGGCUGAGAUUGCGUGGGCCGCGUUUCCCGAGCUGGCACGGCAGGGCAAGUUGCCCGGCAGGGACGUCGAGGGCGGAGGGGCGCCGCCCGCCAGCGAGAACUUCAGGUACAACAACGACGCGACCGUCAGGGUGCUGGGCAUGGAAUGGACCAGCCUGGAGUCCAGCAUCACCGACUUGAUCCGGUCGCUCGAGGAGCACGGCAUCUAA
This is a messenger RNA of Metarhizium brunneum ARSEF 3297, 1011 nucleotides long. The record is from RefSeq and is a predicted model, not a curated record. NCBI's taxonomy places the organism in Eukaryota, Fungi, Ascomycota, Sordariomycetes, Hypocreales, Clavicipitaceae.